Messenger RNA from Anoplophora glabripennis (Asian longhorned beetle), 4417 nucleotides. RefSeq names its product BAI1-associated protein 3. The coding region runs from base 107 to 3871 and encodes 1254 amino acids. NCBI's taxonomy places the organism in Eukaryota, Metazoa, Arthropoda, Insecta, Coleoptera, Cerambycidae. The record is from RefSeq and is a predicted model, not a curated record. The transcript is spliced from 17 exons.
UUUACCGUCGUUCGGUUGUGAUGAUGUGAACGGGCCAAGCCACGCUUACGACAACUUGUUUAUGUCUUGCGGCAUGGUGUAAAAGUUCCCAAACUGCACCAGCAAUAUGAGUUUCUUCAAUUCGCUCUCGGAGUACGUCAGCAACAGUGUGGCAGGACUAAGUUUAAGCCCGAAAAGAUUCUCUCUCAGUCGGACAGAUACGGCGGAGGCGGCGGCCGCCGCCGCCGCCCCCACUGGCUCCCGCAGCAACUCCGGCGACAGCAACACCCCGGGCUUCCCCAAGGUGGUGCCGACUCCUGGGGCUAGCGCCCUAGUGCAACGCAGACGGAGCACCCUCGAGUGUCUCGUGCCCGCACCACCCGUCCGCCGACCGGGCUCCUUCAGGCAGAGGUCACCCAAGGCCACCCCGGAGAGACCGCCGACGUUCUGCUGCAGGAGGCUGAGCUGGCCCGAAAUCGACCACCAGGUUCGUUCCGGAGUUCAAGAAAUCGACGGCUCCUACUUCGAGAGCUUCACGGCGCUGGCCUGGAAACAAGAAAAUCAAAGACAAAGUGUUCUUAAAGCGGCGGAAGCCUGUGCCUCUGACGCGCCGCCCCCAGAACUGGAAUUGGGUAUUACACCUAUCGACUACUCGGCCUCCCAAAAUGAGAAGGAUAAGCUCUACGUCGAGAUGCUCUACACCAUCGCCAACACGGUGGGUGCGCCAGCGCCUGGUGGUCAGUACGCGCACUACAAGGAAGACCUCUACCUGUACGGUCAGAGGGCUUUCGGUAUGCCCCCCGACAGGCACUACAGGAUGCUGCACGUGGCGGGUGAAGAACAGCCGCCCAUAGUGGUGCUCAGCGUGGUCGUUAUCGAAGCGGAGGGACUCGAGGCCAAAGACGCCAACGGAUUUAGCGACCCCUACUGCAUGCUGGGCAUCCAGCCCAUGGCGGCGCCGUCGUCCCCUCAGCCGCUCACCCCCAACCGCACCCUGUCCGACGCUUGCUUACCCGAAGGACAGGGCAACCACGAGAAGCUGAGGAAACACCACAGCUUCAAGCUGAGCUUCAAGAGGAAGGACGGGCGCGUGAGGGAGCAACGCGACAGCCUGGGGGGCGCCCUGCCAGCCAAGUUCAUACGCGCCACCUCCGUCAAGCCGCACACGCUCAACCCCAAGUGGAACGAGAAGUUCAGGUUCGACAUAGACGACAUAAACAGCGACUCCCUGCAUCUCGACAUAUGGGACCACGACGACGAAAGUUCCGUUCUUGAGGCGGUGAGCAAAUUGAACGAGGUCCGGGGCGUCCGAGGACUCGGGAGGUUCUUCAAGCAGGUUUGCCAAUCGGCCAGGCAGAGUUCUCAAGACGAUUUCCUAGGAUGCGUUACGAUACCGCUUCAGGACAUCCCGUCCACGGGGCUGGAGGGCUGGUUCAAGCUGGAGGCCCGGUCGCAGCGCAGUUCCGUCCAGGGCAGGAUCCGGUUGAAAAUGUGGCUCUCGACGAGGGAGAACCGGGGGGUGUCGGAGGAGGACAACUGGACCGAACUGACGCAGCACGAGAACCUGUACGCCACCUUCGUUGAUUACGAGCUGAGGAAUUGGGGCAGGGAGACGUGGACUUGGAACGGGGACCUACCAGGGCCGGCGCUCACGAUCCUGCACCAGCACGCCGUCCAAGGAGACUUGACAGAGCUCCAGACGGCACUGGCGCGGUUCGUGGCCGCCGCCCGUAUCUAUCUGAAGUACCCCCUAGAUCCGCGGUGGAUGCUUCAGCUGCUAACCGACAUCGAAAACGCCUGGAUGAAUUUCACCCUGACGAGGGAGGAGGAGAUGUGGCUGGCGGAGAAGUUCACGGCGAUGCAAGAAAGAUGGCUGCAACAGUUGCGACACCACCGCCAACUAUUUCCCGCCCUUCACCCUCCAUCUCUGACCAGACUGGAAUACGUCCUCAGAUGCUUGGCGUACAUGUCUAAUAUGAAAGCAUUCUGGAAGUGUUGCCCAUUCAACAAGGAGAUCCGGGGGGAAAUAGUGGCGACGCUAAGGAAAGGCACCCCGGAAUGGUUCUCGGCGCUGAGGGCGUCGGUUAUGGCGUCGGACGAGUACGACGCCUCGUUCGUUGAUUUCUGUUCCGAGGUUUAUGUACAGCUGAAACACGGAUUGUCGCAUUACCAUCCGCUGUUCGAGGGUACGAACGGUAUACCAUACUUCAGCGUGGUUUUCAAGCAGAUAGACAAGCUGAUGUCGGACGAAGUGAUAGCGUUCCUCAACCAAAACGAGCACCCGGACGCUGCUUACAGCCGGCUUACCUUCGCCGUCUACCUGGAAGUGAAGGACCUGGCAACCUUCAACCAGAACCUGCCCAUGGGUGGGGAUCACAAGCUACUGUUGCCACGUUGUCACGAGUGGUUCGAACCGUCCGUUAGCUGCUGGUUAAAUAUUUGCAAGGCCAAGGCUCUCCAGCGGGUGAGAACGGCUGUGGAUCUGCAGAAGCCCUGCGAAGGAGACAAGCUCGUGAAGCACAGCUCCUCUGCCGUCGACGUGGUGGCGAUGUUCUGCCAACUUAGAGACUUUUGGAGACUGCUGCAAUGGCCUAAAGCUUACUCGGUACUACUGCUGUCUCAGUUACUCGACUGCAUUUGCUCGGCCGCUUUGCUCUACGCCGACAUCACCUACCAGGGCUUGAUGGAAACCGGAUACUUCGACAGGCUGGGGCCCUUCAAGAUUUGCGACGAAAUGUGUAUAGCUUCGAAUAAUUUAGAAUAUGUGUAUAAAUUUGUAUCGCUACUAGAAAAUUACUUCGAUUUCGUAACGCUAGAGUCAAUAGCGUCAGAAGUGCAAUUCGCCACAUUAACGAACCAAUUAGAUAGUACGCUAAGCCAAUUCCUAGUUAGGAUAAUGGACAUACUGAAGAGGGUGGGGCCGCAGAUGCAGGAGACGCUCAGGAAGGCGAUGUUCCACGUGGCAUGGUCGCCGGACACGCUGCCCACGAACGAAGCCGUCGAGCCGCUCUUCGACUACCUGCAUACCCACUUACAGGCGCUGAACUUGGCCCUUUUGCCGCAGAACUUCCACAAAGUGCUUUACGAGGUCUGGGAAUACACUUUGGCGGAGCUGAACCACCAGAUGGACGGAGGCACGAGCAGCGAAGAGAUGCCGGCCAUGUUCCACGACAGGCUGCACUCGGCGCUGGAACUGAUGGUGGACUUCUUCCACGCCGAGGGACAGGCCCUGAGUACGGACGUCUUGCAUUCGGCGACCUACUGUCAGAUCGAGCAGAGACUGCAAUACCACAGGACCGACACCGAAUCUCUAAUAGAGAUAUUCUACGGACAGAGGUUGCAGGAACAACUGAACAUCACCAGCAGUCCAUUCGGAAAUCUCGCCGUUAGGGCCUACUUCAACCACGAUUCCCUGUGCGUCGAGGUCCUGCACGCCAGGGACAUAAUACCCCUGGACCCCAACGGCUUCAGCGACCCGUUCGUGAUCAUAGAGCUGCUGCCCCACCGGAUAUUCCCCCACUGCAACGAGCAGCAGACCAACGUGCACAAAAAGACCCUCCACCCCAUCUUCGACGAGUGCUUCGAGUUCAGCGUGUCCCUGGAGCAGUGCCGCUCCCCGGGAGCCAUGAUAGCGUUCACGGUGAUGGACCACGACGUCCUCACGGCCAACGACUUCGCGGGUGAGGCGUUCCUGUCGCUGGGGAGCAUACCGGGGGUGGCGGACACCGGCCCCGGCGUGGACAACUUCCACGGCCUGAAGCCGGUGGAGCUGGUGCUCAUGCAGCAACAUCAGAAGAACCACCCGAUACUUCAAAUACUGGAAUCGAGGAUGGGGGACCGCCUGGCCGGCGAGUUCGUGAAGAAACAGAAACAGAGAUUUGCAAUCAAAUAAUUGGUAGAGUCUUAGUAUUUUAUACCUCUAUCUUCCUAAAGAAUGGUUGUAACCACUAUUUUUUCUACGUGACGUGUCUACUCGGCAAACUGACAGAUUUCUACACUUCUCCACGCACUGAAUUUUGUAUAUACAUAUUUAAAUGUAAUAAGUAUUUUUUAUAUGUUGAACUAACUCUUCAUUGUUUAACGCGGAACGCCCGUAAUAUUAAAAUACGUUCCGAGCCUACGGGACGGUGGAUAUUUUAAUGUGCGCGGGGAUUUCGCGUGCAGGAAUAUUGUUGGUUUGUCACGCUACUGAAUGUAUAGCCGCCUCCCUCAGUCUAAAAGGACUUUUCUAAUGCAAGAUCUACUUUUCGACGACUGACCGCGGUGUUGUAAAUGUUAGCUGUAGAUUUGUUACAACGCGUUUUCGAGGCGAACGAUAAAAAUGCCAGACUAAUACCGGGCGAAAAGGUCGCAGUUUGAUAUUCGUAUACCGAGACGUAAUUUUGAUAUGCAGUACGCGCCUAAAGUAUGGAAUAAAUUCGGUAAAAACGAAACGAAU